Messenger RNA from Necator americanus (New World hookworm), 408 nucleotides. RefSeq lists its product as uncharacterized. The transcript has 4 exons. Bases 1 to 408 code for a protein of 135 amino acids. The record is from RefSeq and is a predicted model, not a curated record. Lineage: Eukaryota; Metazoa; Nematoda; Chromadorea; Rhabditida; Ancylostomatidae.
AUGACAUCAGCCCGCCGAUUAAGUCAAGCAAAGUUGAGAAUGAUGACAUUCCCGAGGACCUCGUUCGUCUACCGGGGAGAGAUCUUUAUCCAAGUAAGUCAGGAUCUUUAUCAAAGUCAAGAUUUGGACGUUUACUAUUCAGCAGGAUUGAUAGAGAUAGUAUGCAAUGACCUCCAGGCCAUCAUCGGUGAAGGCAUGCGUAAGUUGAAUCCGAUAACCAUUUCAAACAGAAUGGAUAAGGGACAACUCUACUAUUUACUCAUUCAGACAGUAGUCCCUAUUCUCGACGCUGUUACGCGACACAAAAAUGUGGGAAUUUACAGAAGACUCCAUGGAAAUACCGGCAGUGUAUCAUCAUGCGGAUUCGAAUCAUCGGACCACCCCCAUUAUGGCUUUGCAACGACUUGA